UGUGAUCACAGAGCCAUGAAAGUAUGUGAGUCCCUCCCCCAGCACAGACCGAUCCCACCCAGCAUAUGAUCUGGGCCCCAUGUCAGCCGGAGCAGGCAGCACCAGCCUGCCACGGCACUGCUCGCAGCCAGAGCUAUGACCUUAACGAAAGAGAGCUUCCACGGGGCUCUCCUGCCCGCCUCUGGAGUGGCCAAGGCCGACAUGGAUGGCGCCAGGGAGAAGGAGGAGGCUCCGAGGCAGUCAGUGGUGAGGACUGGAGCAGCGGUGCCAAGGAGGCGAGCGGUGGGAAGGCUGGUCAUGCACAGCAUGGCCAUGUUCGGCCGGGAGUUCUGCUAUGCCGUGGAGGCCGCCUUUGUCACGCCGGUGCUGCUCAGUGUAGGGCUGCCCAAGAACCUCUACAGCCUCGUGUGGCUCAUCAGCCCUAUCCUGGGCUUCGUGCUGCAGCCCGUGGUAGGUUCAGCCAGUGAUCACUGCACCUGUAGCUGGGGCAGGAGGCGACCUUACAUUCUGGGUCUGGGCAUCAUAAUGCUGUUAGGCAUGGCUUUGUACCUCAAUGGGGACGUGAUGAUCUCAGCUUUCAUCGAUGAGAGAGACAAGCAGCGGACGUGGGCAAUAGUCAUUACCAUGCUGGGAGUAGUACUUUUUGAUUUUGCAGCUGAUUUUAUUGAUGGUCCAAUCAAAGCAUAUUUAUUUGAUGUCUGCUCUCAUCAGGAUAAAGAGAAGGGUCUGCAUUACCACGCCCUCUUUACAGGUUUGGGAGGAGCCCUGGGUUACCUUACAGGUGCUAUGGAUUGGGGUCAAACUAUACUAGGAUAUACCUUGGCAUCAGAAUUCCAGGUGAUUUUCUUCUUCGCAGCCUUGGUUUUCAUAAUCUGCCUUACCAUACAUCUGUGCAGUAUUCCUGAAGUCCCACUCAGAUAUGAAAACGAAGAGGCAAAGUUCUUGUUGGAAGAGACUGAACCCCAUAGAUACCACUCCAUAGAGGAGGAAAUAAGGAAUGGUCACUUAAAAUCAGCAUGUACCGAAAUAAAGGCUGCAGCCAAGCCAGAGAAAUGUGCGGCUGCGCCACGCACAGAGGAAAAGAGGCGGAUGACCCUUAAAUCCCUCUUGAAGACACUUUUAAGCAUGCCAUCCCACUAUCGCUGUCUGUGUGUGAGCCACCUCUUUGGAUGGAUGGCUUUCCUGUCCAACAUGCUUUUCUUCACAGAUUUCAUGGGACAGGUUGUGUACCAUGGGAAUCCCUAUGCACCUCACAACUCCACACUUUACCUUACCUACAAAGCAGGGGUAGAGAUGGGAUGCUGGGGACUGUGCAUCAAUGCAAUUUCUUCAUCAGUCUAUUCUUACUUGCAGAAAGUCCUUCUGCCAUACAUAGGAUUAAAGGGACUUUAUUUCACUGGAUACCUACUUUUUGGACUGGGUACUGGAUUAAUUGGCUUGUUUCCCAAUGUCUAUUCCACUCUGGCUCUUUGUUCACUCUUUGGAGUCAUGUCUAGCACAUUGUACACAGUGCCAUUCCACCUCAUUGCAGAGUACCACAGGGAAGAAGAGAGCCAGAAGCUGCAGGAAGGGGAACAAGCAGGGGAGCACGGGCGAGGGAAGGGCAUCGACUGUGCUGCCCUGACCUGCAUGGUGCAGCUGGCCCAGAUCAUCCUCGGCGUGGGGCUGGGGCUCCUGGUCAGCGUGGCUGGCAGCGCCGUCACCGUGAUUUCGGCAUCCACGGUGGCCCUGGUCGGCUGCUGCUUCGUGGCUUUCUGCAUUCGCUACGUGGACUAGGGCUGCAAGGAGCCGUCAGAAGGGAUCUCCCCAGGGGAGCAUUUUCUUUCUGGGUCAGUGGCACUGGUGCUGUUGCUGUGCUGACGCUGCUGGCACGUCACCCCCUCUUACCUCCUUGGAUCGGUUGCAAUUCCAGAGCUUUAUGAAAUGGAGACUUGAUAAAACUGGUUGUCUUAUGCCUCAGACACACACACACACACACACAACCCCCCGCAGUGUGUUCACCUGCUGUGACAUGUGAUGGUGUGUGUGGCCACGGCAUCUUGAUGCUCUACACCGAGAGUCAUUGUGAAACUCCUCAUUACCAAUUUGUGAAAGUUAAUGGAUGAAGAAUGUGAUAAAUUGAAGCAAUAUAAAAGGACAGAGUUGGGAAGAAAGUUUUUAUUUAUCUUGUUCUUCAAGUGUCCUAAGUUGAGGGGUGUUCCCUCGGGUAGUCAAAAUCUGCAGGAGAUUCAAACAGGUGUCAGAGGCCACGCAGGGUGCAGUUCUGUUAUGCUUAGUGGUACUGCUAAAUGGGAUCAGUUAAUUACCAUAUACAAUACAUUCAAUUACCACAUACAAUACAUAGACAUGACAAUAUCUGUCAAAAGCAGAUUUGAGUGUGAAAAAUGACUGGAAUAUAAAAAAGAUUGAAGCCUAUUGUUUAAAAGCAUUACUGUAAAGUAAUUAUUUUGUACUGGAUCCUACUGCUUCUGUAUGAACAAAGUGAAAGUACUGGCUGAGCUUGUCAGGAAAGUCUGCCUAAAGCUGCUUUGCAAAUCCAUGUGUAGGUACCUAAAAAUCUGUCUAUGGGAAAUGGGAAACAGCUGCCAUUUCUUCCUUCUUUAAAAAGUGUCCUCUGUUCUGAUGCUGUAGUUGAAAAAAUAAACUUGGCCAAUGGAAGAAUUUGAGGGCUAGUUGACCACAUAAAUCUUGACAUUGGAUAUGACAGCGUUUACCUUAAAGCAGCAUCUCUCUUUUCUCUGUUUUCAUUCAUGCUUUGCCUGAAAUGGCAUUUGCUCUUUACAGAAUAUUGUAGAGAAAUUCAGUUCUGCAAAGCAUGAUCAGGAAUUAUUGUACAGUAACAACAUAAGCCCAGUUAUUUGUAUUUAAUUGCAUAUGAAGCUUCUUUCUUAUUUUUAUAACACUGCCAGAGUUUUGAAAACCUGCUUGUGAAAGCAAUAUACUGUAUUUAUGCUAUGCUUCCUCAGUCCUGAAAACUGUCAUAUCCAUCCAUUAUGUUAUAUGUUAAACCACCUGAAGCCAUCUGUUAAUGCAAUAUUGUUAAUGAACAUUGAGAGACUUUGGACAAGUUCAUGGUUGCUUUUCUUCUUAAUGUUGCACAUGUAUCAUCAACACUGGUCAGAGAAAUGCAGUUUUGAGCUUAUCAGCUCUUAGAAGCUCUGCAAGACAUGAACUGACAACACCAAAAAUAAAUGGUUACAUUUGAGCAUCAAGUGCCUCUGCAGAGAGGCAUCAGCUUCAUCCUUUUUCUGUGUUUUCAAGAGUAGAGUGACUCACAUAUUCUCAGGAAAACCAAUUUUCCUUUAGGUAAAUUCAAAUUAAUUUUAACAAGCCUGUGGGAGCCUCAGAUAACUUUUCUUGACGCUGACUGUCUCCACUGAGGGCCCAAAAGGGGCUCAGUGCAUGGCAAACCUCACCACAGCAUCUGCAUCCUUCCUGCCUUUUGAAGAAGCCACGUUUUAUGGUUUCUUUUGCUUCGUGGCUCUUCAUUCCACACCCAUGAAAGUGAAAGCCUGGGAAGACAAAGCCCCUGGAUUGUGUUUGAAACAGUUUGCAGGUGCAGAGACAGCUGGAGCACAAAGGCCUCAACAGGCAAAAAGAGGAGGAAGGCAGAAAAUGAAGGAUUGCUGUCUUCCCAAUUAGCUUUAUGCCAUCAUUAACUCACUGCCCUCCAUUAACUCCAUAUCUCCUGGGAGGAUGAAUUUUCAAGGGAAGAGCAAGGCAUCUAUGGAGCCAUAAAAAAGAGAUGAAGGAGGAAGUGAUCUGGUUUCACAGGACUGCACCACGUAAACUUGUGCACCAGGAGCUGAGGUCAUAAAGCUCUGAUUCCACUGUGAGGCUGCAAAAGAAAUUUUGCAAUGUUUACCUAUGUCUUGGUCAAUAUUUUCUUUGAGGUUUAACUCCAUUAGAACAUUAACAUUUAAAUGGUCAAUGUUAUCCCUGCUCUGUUACACAAAGAGGGUGCUGGCAUUGAUUCAGGCCCACAAAGGGACCCCAGAUCUGUGCCAAUGUAAGAAGGGUUCUGAACCUGCAGAGAGAAGUGAGAAGAGUCCAUCAUGUAUAUCAGUGCUUUUAUUUACAGAUUUAUUCAGAAAAAAAAUGUUUCAGGAACUCAUAUUAUCAUUUCUCAUGACCUCAUGAUUGUUCCCUUUAAAACCCACUGUCGGCUACAGACAACAGAAACAUUAAAGUCAUCUUUUCUCUGGAAAUCUCCAUAAAAACAUCCUGCAUUGUUCCCAGGACUUCAGAACAGUAACUUUAUGAGUCUUUGUUAGAAAAGGCAAACUGACAAAAAAGUGUAUACAAUUUGGAGAACAGUGUCUAAACAAAACCAAAAAAAAAGAUGGUGCUCAUUCUGAAGUUGAAAAUUUAUCUCAUGUGUUACUGAAAACAAUAUAAAACGCUAGUAACUCAUAAAAGGGGAUAAAAUAAGUAUUUCUUUUAGCAAUAGAAAUGUUACUAAUGUAUGUCAGUAAUAUAAUAUAUUACUAAUAUGUGAAAGGGGAUAAAAUAUUUAUUUCAGCAAAAGAAAUGCUAAAAUGUUAAAAAUGUUGAAGGUUUUGAAGGAUUGUACUGUAAUGCUAUUAAUUUAAGAAGUUCCACCUCUUCUGUGCUUUUACACUAGUUCUGGACUUGAGCCAUCAAUAUGAUUAUUUACUGUACUUAACAUCAACUUUAUAGCAGUGAUGUGAGUAUGAAGUUACAAGUACCCUGUGCCUGAUCUUUCUCAUCUGGUUUUAUUUCCAUAUACAUAAAAUCAAAUAAAUAAAGAUCCUCUCUGUA
This is a messenger RNA of Haemorhous mexicanus (house finch), 4782 nucleotides long. RefSeq names its product solute carrier family 45 member 2 (gene SLC45A2). NCBI's taxonomy places the organism in Eukaryota, Metazoa, Chordata, Aves, Passeriformes, Fringillidae. The transcript has 7 exons. Gene Ontology annotation, molecular function: sucrose:proton symporter activity. The record is from RefSeq and is a predicted model, not a curated record. The coding region runs from base 136 to 1776 and encodes 546 amino acids. Gene Ontology annotation, cellular component: membrane.